AUGCAGCAGCACGGACAACAAACGGCAGCAACAGCAUCAGCAGCGAACAUUGCAGCGGACGGAUCAGUUAUCUUCAGGAGUCUAUCUCAAGUAGUACUUCCUGCGGAGUUGGUGUCGCGACUGCAAGCGUUGCAGGGUCUGGAGCUAGGCCAGCUGGCGGAUCUUGAUCACAUCCGACAGGGUAUGCAAGCAUUGGCCGAUGAGCUAGUGCGGCGUUCCGAGUUGCUUGGACAGUGCGUCCAAAGGGCCGCGGAAGGCACUUUGGAGGAUAGGAGAAACCUUCAGAGUCUGCACCAUUCGAUGCAAACUCUGCAGCAGAACGAUGCGCAUCAUCAGAACAAAGUUGCCUCCUUGAUAUCAGAGCAUGAACGCACGAUGAAGCUUCUUGCUGAGUUUGAGGUGGGCAUGAAGAGUAAGUGGGCUGAGACUGCACAGAGGACUACAUCCCUAGAGGAGAGAUUUGAAACCUUUCUGGCUGCACAGACCGGAUUGCGUGGAGAUCUAGAGAGUCGUGUUGGUCAAUCGGCCGGAGAGCAGCAAGAGCUCCUGGUUGGUAUGCUUGAGAGGCAGGCAACAGCAUUGGAGCAUGCAACAGCAAAGCAAGCAAGGCAUGAAGAGCAAAUUGAGCAGCUAAGGCAAAGUCUUGAUAGGACGCAGUCUGAAGCUGCCCGAGUGAGGGAGAAGUAUGAGGAUGACUUGAAGACCACCCGAUGGGUGGUCGAUCGGGUCACCAGACUGGAAAUGCUGGUAGAGGAGUUGCGGACCAAGGACGCAGCGAUCCGGCGAGAGCUCGAGAUAGACCCCGAGCAAGGUGUUCGAUGGGCUGCGGCAGGCAAUGAUGCGGAUAGCACGGCGCCACCGGUUGCACAUCAUGUCUUGUCUCCGGAGAAACCGGGGAAUAUCCAUGAAGGGUAUGAGGAAGAAUGGUGGGGCACCGGUAAUGCCCUUGAGCCCCAGGAGACCCGUCCUGGAGAGAGAGGGUAUUUUCAGUGGGAUGCAUUCGGAGCCAGUCGACCUCCUGGAUUAGGCCCGAGCGUGCCCCCGCCACCACUUCAUGAGAGCAUGAAAAGAGAAAACCCCACGCGGGAAGCAAAGACACCUCAGACUGCUUUCAAGUUACUGAAGGAUGCUCCUAAGCUGGAUUUGUCAGCUGGUGGAGAGCCCUGGGAGGUUGGAAUGACGGUGCAUCAGUGGAGAGUUGAAACGAGGACGGUCAUGACUGCUAUCCAUCCAAUCUUUGCAGAGUACUUCGAUAAGAUCUACGAUCAAGGGAGACAGCGCUAUGAGGCCAAACGGCUCACUGGUUUGGAGGAACCGGUACCCGAGAUUUUGGAAUCGGAGGCUGAGAUGGAGACUAGGCUUUCGCUGAAUCUCUUGAAAAAUCUUCCUUUGGCAGUUCGUCAGCCGGUGGUUGAAGGGUCGAUGUCGAAGAAUGUUCUUUGUAUCUUGAUGCUUGAGAGUCUGCAUGAGCGGUACGCUCCAGGAGGCCGUGAGGAGUUAGAGUCCAUCCAGCGGUAUAUGCGGCAGCUUCCGGCUGCUCAAGACUUCAAGGGUGCGAUGAUGACUCUUCGUAGGUGGAAGCUUGCGAAGCAAAGAGCUCAAGGCCUUGGCCUUCCAGAGCAGGCUCCUAAUGAGGGUAUUGCGGCGCUUGAUGGUCUUAUGAGGACACUUGAGAAGCGACACCAGCAGCUAGGCAUGAGAAUCAACAUCCUGCGAAUGCAGCCGGACAUUGUGAUCCCUACGAGUACUGGUCUUGACCGCUAUGUAUCAUUGCUUGAAGUUGAGUGCAGAAGAUUGGCGGCAGAUCAAGAAAUUCGGGAUGCGCGUACGGCUCAAAGUAGCGAGGUUGUCGUGGCUGCAGAGGCGGCUGAAAAGGGCAAGGGUCAAGGGCGACUGUGCUUCUUUCACCUGAAACCUGGUUCGGAAGGGGGCUCUGAUCUUUCUGAUGCGGGCCCUGCGCCUUCGAGCGGGACCACUAACCUUGAGAGCGAGCCUGAGAGUGACGAAUCCGGGGAGAGAGAGCGGCCUCCUUUGUGGUAUCUGGUUCUUCAUGAAACUGAGUAUGCUCUGCUGUCAAAUGGGCCCUUCCAACUUCUGACACAUGCGAUUGCUCCAUUUCAGCAGGUGAACGGGCCGAAUUUGAUUGCAGUAGGAAUCUGGCAAAUCCUUGAGGAGUUGGACUUUCAGCUUCCCAUUGAAGACCUUCAGAUAGGACUGAAUCAGUACAUCAUCGAGGCGCAUCAGACAUUGUGUAUGUACGAAGAUGGGGCACUGAGGCCUGUGGUUCUGGUUCAUGUCAUUGAUAUGGACACAAAUCGUGAGCAGAUGCUUGCGCUGACAGAGAGUGGAAUACCUCCUAGAAUAGAGCGUUGGACCAUAGAGGAUGCUAGGAGGGGCAUGCGACUUCAGGCGUUCUCAGGUGCUGAGGUGAUGGCUUUUAGGGAAGAGAGUGAUCGAGCCAAGGGUGCCCCGAAGGCGAAGGCUCCAACGGUGUCGAGUCCCCCGAAAUAUCCAGGUUCACUUCCGGAGGGACCCCCUGCUAAGGCGUCUGGUUCAGUUCCGAGGGGAUCUUCUGCUGAGGCGUCUGGUUCAGUUCCAAGGGGAUCUUCUGCUGAGGCGUCCGGUCCAGUUCCGAAGGGUCCAUCUGCGAGCAUUAUGCAUCUAGCAAAGUCUCCGCCUGCGAAGGCUUCAACUUCGGGUUCUCAGGGUUCGCAUAGCCGGGCUCAUUUUGCUGAGGGCAAAGAUAGGCCACAGGUGAUGGCGACGAGGGCAUGCUUUGGACCAAAGGUUCUAGUCGAUUCAGGGGCCAACGAGGUGAUUAGGCCUCGUCCGGAGGGCUUUGCUGUGUACAAGUGCCGAAGGAGUCAAGUAGCCAUGGCUUCAGGGGACGUUGUCAACGCAUGGAGAACACGUGAUGGUGAGCUCAUGAUUGGAGAGGAAGACGUUGAUAACAGCGUAGAUUGGAUCCUCUCUGUCCGAAGGCUGCGAGGAAUUCGGGGUGCUUUCGUAUGGGAUGAGUUAGGACCUAGGGUGAAGUACUUCGAUGGUGAAACGGUGGUGACGGUUCAUUGCUUUGAGCAGAACGGACUCCCAUACAUGUCGUGGGAAGACUUCAAGCCGAUCAGGGUGCAGUUGGCUAGGGAUUGGAGAGAUAAAGGGAAUGCCAGGGUGAUGAAAGUAGAAGAUGGAGCCCUUAAGAUUCUUGAUUACAUGUCCACUGCAGAUGCUGUUGGAGGCGCUAGGGCUCUCGAGGUGAGUGAAGCAACUCUGACAAAGUCGAUUGAGGACGCGGGAGAGCGCAGGGCUGAAGAGCUUUGUGCAAAAGCACGAGUGACCUACGAUGAGGUUUGGAGUGCGGUGCAACUUGCAAGCCUGGUGGAACGGCGAUCCGAUCGGUCGAAGCAGCUUGAAAGCGGGGAGGCCCAUGCAUUGCCUAUGUGGACAUUCGGGUUGUUUGUUCAUGGAGGGGUGUUAGGGUUGACUUCAGAAACGCGUCGGCAUCCAUGGUUGGUGAAGCUCCUUUGCAAACUGGUUCGGCAGCAGCAUCCUGAUUUGGAAUUUUUAUCGGUGACUGUGGCAGUCAACUUGGUGUUCCGACCUCACAAAGAUCGAAAUUCGCUGGAGCGAGAGUCAGUGGUGUUAGGGUUGACGCGCUUUCAGGGUGGACAGAUCUGGAUUGAAGGAAUUCCGGGGGAGCGCGGGAACAAUGCAAUAAGGCACAUUGACAACGAAGGCGAGGCGAGGGCCGGAAGAUUGCAUGAGCUGUCGCACAAGAGUGUAAGGUUCAAUGCAGCGGUUCGCACGCAUGGGACGGAGCCGUUCCAGGGAGUUCGAGGUGUGGCAAUUGCAUAUACACCACGGGGACAUUUAAAUGUCUCAGAUGAGCAGCUGAAGGAGCUAUGUGGCCUGGGAUUCUUUGAUGAGAGGCUACAGCAGUUCCAGAGCAAGGCCAGCAACAUCAGGCACGGCAGCUGCAGGCUAGAAGCAGAGCUCAAGCAGGACAGCAACAGGCUAGAAGCGGAGCUCAAGCAUGGCAACAGCAAGCUAGAAGCGGAGCUCAAGCAUUGCAACGGCAGGCUAGAAGCAGAGAGUGAGUUCAGCAACGCGUCCGAAACAAGCAACGACAACCAGAUUCCCCAGAUUCCAUCAACCGAACUAAGCCAGGGUUCUUUGGAGGAUGAUGUCGUUCAGGGCGAGCCGUAUGGUGAAUCAGGGUUACAGGACUUUAGGGAUUUUUCCGUUCAGGGUUUAGGCACGAGUAGCGUGCAAAGCCCAGAUGAUGAUGAGGGUUCGCGUGCCGAAGGGGUCAUGGCAUUUGAAGCUGUUGCGGAAGAGGUCAUUGAUCUUGAGACACCGCGGGAGCGCCCGGGACAUUCCUUGAAGGACUACGAAGCUCGUGGUUUGCGCCGGCCGCAUCGGAGAGUUACUGCUGAUCAGAUUUCCAAGGGAGUGCUUUCAAUCGAUUUGGCCGGGCCGUAUGUUGCUGCGUAUGACGGUACGAAGUAUGCGCUUGUAGCUGUGUUUCGGAUUGACGAGAGCACGCAGCUUCACUUUAUGAGGCCUAUGAAGAGGAGGCUUUGGGGUGAGAUGUUUGCGGCUCUUCAAAGACAGCAUGCGGAGCAAGGGUUGCCGUUCGUGGCGCAUGUUUGUGCCGACAGCCAUUUUGAGGAGGAGCCAGUGAGUAUGAUCCCGGCAGUUCAGGAGCAGUCUGUGAAAGGCGGUGAGAAGGGUGACCGUUACAAGAUCUUGUCGUAUGAAGCUGAGCAAGAGAUGAAUCGAGCGGAAGUCAAGGUUGCUCAGUUGGUCACGGACACGAUUGAUGCGAGAAUCCUUUCGGACCCUCGGACGCCUGCGGAUGAGAAGCUGAAGUGGGUGAAUGAGGGGUUGAGAUCCGAGCUAGAGACACUUCAGAAGAAGGAGAUUUAUGAUGAAUGGGACGAGGCGGAAGUCCCGCCGGGAGCGAAGAUUCUGCCUGCAAAAGUGGUGCUGACCAAGAAGCCCCUUCAGGAUGAUACAGAGGUUGAUCCAACAGACCCUUUGAGCACUUGGAGAGCAAAAGCACGGAUUGUGGUGUGCGGGAAUUAUGAGCAGAAUACGUUUGGUCAUGAUCCUGACAACGCAAGCGCCAACCCGGCCAUUGAGCACAUCAGGUGGAGCGCAGCGUGCCUCGCUGAUAAUCCGGGCUGGACCGGACUGGUUCUGGAUAUCACGGAGUUGGAUGGAAAGAUGUUCAAGAAUGCCGAGGGCGUGAUGUUUGUGCUGGAUCCGAUUUCGUCUGGUGUGUGGGCCAUUAGAAAACAGGGAGAACCGCAAUCGUUCUGCGGAAUCUUUGACAUGUACGUUGAUGAUGGCUUGAUUGUGGGGCCCGUUGGACUGUGCACGGGUUUGGCGGAGGUGCUUUUAACAACUUGGCAAAUGAAGAUUCAAGGGUUUUUGCCGAGUGAUGACUUGAAGGACGGCGAGAAGGUCAUGAUUGGUGACAAGCAGGUGGCUGUACGAGAAGAGCUUCAGUUCCUGGGAAUGGUGAUUAAGCGCACCAAGGACGGUGUGGCACUUCAUCAGCGCCCAUGGGUGGAUACAGAAUUGGAGCGGCGGGGCUGGACGACGGUCCGAGGCGCUGCUAACCUGCCAGAAGUGGUAGAAGGUCAAACAGAGCCGGUGCCCCGUGAUGAUGCGUAUGGUGAUGAUCUGCAUCGGGCGCAGUCGGAG
Molecule: messenger RNA, 5709 nt
Organism: Symbiodinium sp. CCMP2592
Lineage: Eukaryota; Dinophyceae; Suessiales; Symbiodiniaceae
Source: the annotation of a GenBank genome assembly